This is a messenger RNA of Penicillium brevicompactum, 639 nucleotides long. RefSeq lists its product as uncharacterized. The record is from RefSeq and is a predicted model, not a curated record. NCBI's taxonomy places the organism in Eukaryota, Fungi, Ascomycota, Eurotiomycetes, Eurotiales, Aspergillaceae. The transcript has a single exon. The coding region runs from base 1 to 639 and encodes 212 amino acids.
AUGAUGCUGUCAGACCCGAACACGAUGCAACGAUGUGAGGCCCUGGAAUUGACUUGCUCUCUGAGUUCAGUAAAAUGGGAGUUCUUUGAAGAAAAGACGCAUCCGCCAAAGAAUAUUGCCCCUCCCCAUCGUUUCAUCAGCUGGAGAGUGUGUCCCGCAAAGGGCCUGGAUACGCUUUCCUCAGAUACAGUCGAGGUGACCACAGACAUGGCCCCACGCGCAAGCUAUAGUAAAAUCAUCCACCUGGACGAUUUUGAUUUUCUCUACCAGAUGCAGUUUGCAAUCUAUGAAUGCAAGUCAAGUUCGUCGAUUUCCGUCAGCAGUCUCUGUGGCGGAAGAAUAAAAUCCAUCCGACUCUGGAGCCGGUGGUUCACGGGAAGCAAGAGCUAUGGCACGUAUGAGAGCAAUACGCCAUCCGGUAAGCUCUUUACCAAACUGGUCUGGUGUGAUUCUGUUUUCAACGUUGGGUUUAUUGUUUCGGCAUAUGGGCCUAUCUGUCCAGAAGAUGAAAGCUCCAGGGUUGCGUCGGAAGUGAGGCUGGGGUCAACUCCAGACUCCAGGUUUUACCGAGUCGAGGUUGAGGAGAUGGUUAUUAGAGAUGGACACGUUCUCGGUCUCUUUGAAGGCCUCCACAGUUAG